Molecule: messenger RNA, 3217 nt
Organism: Girardinichthys multiradiatus
Lineage: Eukaryota; Metazoa; Chordata; Actinopteri; Cyprinodontiformes; Goodeidae
Product: zinc finger protein 883-like
Exons: 6
Coding region: 916-3021 (701 amino acids)
Source: RefSeq, a predicted model, not a curated record
AAUCUGUUGGGCUUCUUCUUGGCACUCAGACAACAGUUCUGAGCGAUAUUCUGCUGGACAGGACACGGUAAAAAAAAAAAAAAUCCGUGUAAAAUCCUGAAAUGAAGGUGAAAUGAUUCCAGGUUUGGUGGAAUCUGGAUCAUGUGCUCCCACAUAUGAUCAUCAUCAGCAUGAACUAAAGGACCUGCAGGAACAGAACCAGUUUACCCAGUCUGGUUGGUUGAGGAUAUCAGGGUCUCUGCCGCUGAUGGAAAGACGGAUCAGGGUUGAUGUUCUAAGGAAUAUUCAAUUCAUCUUUUUUAUCAGGAAUUCUCCAAACUGUGACUCUGUUAACUGGGCAGAGAAGGCAGCCUGAUCACCAUCCAGCAGCCUGGAGUAAACUGGGCAAACUGGUUCUGUGCCUGCAAGAACCUAUAGGUUCUAGCUGCUGAGUUCCUGAAGGAACACAGAUAACUUUGGUUAGGGUUCUGUGAAGUUCUGGUUCUGGGUGAUCCAUCAGUCAGCUUGCAUGUUACCUGCUGACAUUAAAUGUUACAGCUUGAACCUGAACUGGACUCCGCUCAGUCCAGCUGCAGAGAUGCUUGUCAUGUUCAGAUCCAAGAAUUUUGGAAAUAUUAAUUGAAAACACACACAAGGGUUUCAGAAAUUGAUCAGCUCUGAUUGGGUCAGCCACAUGAUCAGAGCAAGGGUUCACAUCCUGCUGCUGGAUCUGAGCGGGUCAGCCAGUACCUGACUGCUGAUGAGGUGGAUAAUAGAGUCCGACACUGAGGCUCAGAGAUCCAGCUGUCCGCCAGGCUUCAUGGGAAGAGCUUUUGUACUGAGCACAGAGAGGAAGCAGGUUCAGCAAUUAAAAAGUGAUGAGAAGAACAUCUUCAGGAACAGAUACUGCCGGACUCUGGGCUAGAGCUAAGCAGCAUGUUGAUUCUGAUGUCCAGAGAGGCGGUCCGUAAGCUCUGUAGGGUCUUUAGAGAACUCUGCCUCACUGUUCUGACGGAGAACGAAACUCUGAGGGACAAAGUGAGACGACUGGAGGGCGAAGAACCACAGAACCUGAAACCCUGUACUGCUCUGAAGAACCACAAGGUUCCUAAAGUUCGAUCAGCCGGGUUUGCUGACCUUGAGAUGGUUUCUGGCUCAGCACGGUCCACCUGUAGCGAUCCAGUUCCUACGGUCUUCACCCAUCUUGCUCUCCAACAGCCAAUCGGGAGCCAGCACAGCUGCUAUGCUCAGGAGCUCCAGGAGACAAUGGAUCCAGGUGUUCCGGGUUUGCCUGAGGUUGAGGCUGAGGUGGUUUUAGGGACAACCCAGAUCUUCACAGGACCUGUGACCAAAGAUAAACCAGCCAAAGAUCCUCCAGGUGAAGACACAGCCCCACAUCAAGAAGACAUGACCAUAGCUGCAGAAACAAUAGAACCAGAAGAACUGGACGAUGGAGGUCCAAUGGUCAUUGAGAGUCUAACAGCAGCUCUGACUGAGGAACACCAGAAGGAGCAGGAGAGGUGGAGGAGGAGGGAGCUCUACAAAGAGAAGAGGUUCUUCUGUGAGCUCUGCAACAAAGGUUUCCAUCAGAAGCACCAGCUGAGCAAACAUAUGGCGAGCCAUCGCAAACCAUUCCCCUGCAACUCCUGCGAUAAAGGUUUUUACAAGGCCCAGACGCUCCUCAAACACCAGCAGAGCCACCAGCUGAGGGAGGCACAGGAGCGUGACCCUGACAAGCUGCUGCAGUGUGACCAAUGCAACAGGAAGUUCCGGCUGCUGCGACAGCUUCGGGUUCACCAAGCCUCCCAUCAGCUGGAGAAAACUCCUCUGAAGUGCCACACCUGCGACCGCACCUUCACUUCCAUGGCUGCACUCAGGUCCCACGAGGUGUCGCAUGCCAAAGUCAAGCCGUUCAUGUGCGACGUCUGCGGGAAGAGUUUCACCAGGAAGAAAAGUCUCAGAGAGCACCAGACAGUCCAUACCGGGGCGCGGCCGUACCCCUGCCAGACCUGCGGCAAGAGGUUUUCAACCACUGGGAACCUACGUGUCCACAAGAGGUCGCAUUCAGACGAGCGGCCAUACAAGUGCAGCGAGUGCAACAAGGCUUUCAAAUGCAGGAUGGGUCUGAUGCAACACCGAGUGGUCCACUCCGGAGAGAAACCCUUCACCUGCCAUACCUGUGGCCUGAGCUUUGGCCUCAAAUACAACCUGCAGAGACACCUGCAUCUCCACAAUGGAGAGAAGCCCCACAGAUGCCAUCAGUGUGGUGAAGGUUUUUCAGGGACCUGGGCUCUGAAGACCCACAUGCUGGUUCACGGUGUGGCGAAACCCUUUAUGUGUGACUGCUGUGGAAAAACAUUUUUCUACAACUGUCAGCUGCAGAAACACCAGGCGCUGGUUCAUGGUGACCCAGACAGCCGGCUGUCCAGCGCAGAGCACGGUUGCCGGAGAUCCACUGGAGUCAAACCCAUCAGCUGUAAAAUGUGUCUCAAGAGUUUCAGCAGCAGCAGCACGCUCAGGGUGCACGAGAAGAGCCACCAGCAGGACAAAGAGUUCACCUGCAACACCUGCGGAAAGACUUUUCAUCUGCGACACAUGUUACGCUACCACCAACGGCAGCACAGUGGUGACCGGCCCCACAUCUGCACAUUCUGCAGCAAAGGCUUCCUGCAGGCAUCGCAGCUGAAGCAGCAUGAGCUGCUGCACACUGGGGUCAAACCUCACCGCUGCGAGCAGUGCGGCAAAGAGUUCAGGACACCUCAGAACUACCACCGCCACCUGCUGGUCCACACCGGAGAGAAGCCGUACCAGUGCAGUGUAUGCAGCCGUAGGUUCAGGCAGUCCAACCAGCUCAAGUCCCACAUGCAGAUCCAUACUGGUGUCAAGCUGUACUCCUGUGACCGCUGCCGCCUGGGCUUCUCUGACUCUCGUCAACUGAAGAAACACCGCUGUGGAGACGACUCCCAGGACACACUGGAGUCUAGCAACAAAAGCAGGAGUCAAAGGGAGGUCUUCGCCUGGACACCCGACUUCACCAACUAGACACCUCAGACCUAACAGAUGAGGAAAAACAGCUAAGGACCAGAAACUGGAUCAAUGAUGGACACAAAACUGCAAUGAUUUUAGAUGCUUUUGACGUCCAACAACUAGCAACAUCUGACUUUAGUACAUGGAGGCUGUAUGUCUGAUCUGUGUUUACAAACCACCCUUUAAAUAAAGUUUGUCUUUAACUUUAAAA